Messenger RNA from Lindgomyces ingoldianus, 1468 nucleotides. RefSeq lists its product as uncharacterized. The record is from RefSeq and is a predicted model, not a curated record. The transcript has 6 exons. Gene Ontology annotation, molecular function: formate dehydrogenase (NAD+) activity; NAD binding; oxidoreductase activity, acting on the CH-OH group of donors, NAD or NADP as acceptor. Bases 121 to 1365 code for a protein of 414 amino acids. Gene Ontology annotation, cellular component: cytosol. NCBI's taxonomy places the organism in Eukaryota, Fungi, Ascomycota, Dothideomycetes, Pleosporales, Lindgomycetaceae.
UGCUCUCUCACUGUGUGGAAGCCAGACGAGCCCUUCUUACGACGUCACGUUGUUCCGGAAAAGAUAACCACACGACUUUCGACCCUCUGAUCCUCUUCAGAUUCUUAGUUGCUUCUCACAAUGGUAUUUCUCCGUUCAUUCUCCAGGCUCGCCGGCCCGGUUUCCUCGGCGCUCUCUGCACGUACUGCCCCGAGGGUUACUUCCUGUGGAGCAUCGUUCGUCCGCCAGCCGAUUGCCUUCAGAACGCUAACGGCGACUGCAUCACAACAGGGCAAGGUCCUUCUCGUCCUCUACGAUGGCGGCAUCCACGCCGAGCAAGAACCCCAGCUUCUGGGAACAACGGAGAACGAAUUGGGCAUAAGGAAGUGGAUUGAGGAGCAGGGUCACACGCUCGUGACGACAUCAGACAAGGAGGGCGAGAACUCUAAGUUUGAUCAGGAAUUGGUGGACGCGGAGGUCAUCAUCACCACUCCUUUCCAUCCCGGCUACCUCACCGCAGAGCGCCUGGCCAAGGCAAAGAACCUCAAGAUCGCUGUCACUGCUGGUAUUGGAUCUGACCACAUCGACCUGAAUGCUGCGAACAAGACCAAUGGCGGCAUCACUGUCGCUGAAGUCACGGGGUCAAAUGUUGUAUCUGUAGCCGAACACGUAGUCAUGACCAUUCUCACCCUCGUCCGUAACUUCGUCCCUGCACACGAGCAGAUUGCCGCUGGCGAAUGGGACGUCGCUGCAGUAGCUAAGAACGAGUAUGACCUGGAGGAUAAGGUUGUCGGUACCGUCGCUGUCGGCCGAAUCGGCGAGCGUGUGCUGCGACGUCUGAAGCCUUUUGACUGCAAGGAGCUGCUUUACUUCGACUACCAGCCACUAACUCCUGAGAAGGAGAAGGAGAUUGGCUGCCGAAGGGUCAUGGACUUGGAGGAGAUGUUGGCACAGUGCGAUGUCGUCACCAUCAACUGCCCGCUGCACGAGAAGACACGGGGUCUAUUCAAUAAGGACCUCAUCUCCAAGAUGAAGAAGGGAUCAUGGCUCGUGAACACGGCUCGGGGUGCCAUCGUGGUCAAGGAAGACGUUGCUGAGGCCCUCAAGUCUGGUCAUCUUCGUGGAUAUGGUGGUGAUGUGUGGUUCCCUCAGCCCGCGCCUAAGGAUCACCCACUACGAUAUGCCCAGAACCCAUGGGGUGGAGGCAACGCCAUGGUUCCUCACAUGUCUGGUACCUCGAUUGAUGCCCAGAAGCGAUAUGCUGCUGGUGUUAAGGCUAUCCUCGAUUCGUACUUUUCCGGCCGCGAAGACUACCGGCCCGAGGACCUUAUUGUGCACAAGGGCGACUAUGCCACUAAGGCGUACGGCCAGCGUGACAAAAAAUGAACGAAUGGAGAGUGAAAGAGGGGGCGAAUUUCCUUUUCCUUGGUCGACUCAGACUGGGUCAAUUGUAGGCUGCACAUAAAUCAAUGAAUCCUUGAUACUCCUA